Penicillium longicatenatum is the source of this 471-nucleotide messenger RNA. RefSeq lists its product as uncharacterized. Lineage: Eukaryota; Fungi; Ascomycota; Eurotiomycetes; Eurotiales; Aspergillaceae. The transcript is spliced from 2 exons. Bases 1 to 471 code for a protein of 156 amino acids. The record is from RefSeq and is a predicted model, not a curated record.
AUGGAUCUCGGUAACUCGCUGUUACCGUCUUUCUACGAAAAUGCCUUCUCCUAUCUGAGCUUCCUUGGUCUAUCCCAACAACCCGCCAGUCUGCAUGUCAAUACAAACAUACUACCAAGCGAUAACGAAUUUCUAAACAACAUUCCACCGACAUUUGAGAAUGUUUCGGUCUCAUUUGUGAAAGACAAUCUUGCCGUCAUCCCCGGUGAAUGGGAGGCUAGUGGCAUCAAAACACCGUUCUAUGAUAUUCGGUCAGACCAGUCUGAUUUCCAAGAUGUUAUGACACAUAUCAAGUCCGAAGACUUUAUUGCAUGGGACUACUCUUUUUUCAACAUCAUUGGACAGCAGGCAAAGCUCGAGAAAAUCCAGUCGUUCGAGGGAGAAUUUCCGCAUGUCCAUGAGGCGCCUGCCUAUUUCCCGGAAACAAAUGAGCUCUUCUAUACCGAUACAAGUGUCACAGGAUGGCUUUGA